Ectocarpus sp. CCAP 1310/34 is the source of this 1993-nucleotide messenger RNA. NCBI's taxonomy places the organism in Eukaryota, Phaeophyceae, Ectocarpales, Ectocarpaceae. The record is from the annotation of a GenBank genome assembly.
CACCUCACGGGCAGCGAGAGACACCAAGCACGCGCUGAUCUUUGUCCUGUUGUCAUUUCCCACUCAGUGUAUGCUCUGUAUCCGUAGGUUCUGAUGUUGUUGUUGACUUCCACACGCCGGUUGUGCCCGCUGGGGAGUGGCAGCGUAGUAGCGAUGAUGCGGCUGGGGACAAGACCGAGCUCUUCUUCCGCGGCUGGCGGCGGCAAAACCAAGCUCAUUAUCCUGGGGACGGGAUGGGGCGGGUUUCGCGUUGCCCGCGAGGUGGACAAGAAGAAGUACGACGUGACCGUCAUCAGCCCUCGCAACCACUUCCUGUUCACGCCACUGCUUCCCUCGACCACCGUCGGGACUCUCGAGUUCAGGUGUAUUCAAGAGCCCGUUCGCACAAUCAAAGGGCUCCACUACCUCCAGGCAUCGGUCCUGAGCGUAGAUUUCGAGUCCAAAACCCUGCGAUGUCAGGAAGCGUUCAAGGGCACGGAGCACGAAGUCGACUACGACUCUCUCGUUAUCGCUACCGGUGCUAAGAACAAUACCUUCGGUGUGCCCGGCGUCAGCGAGGAAAAUCACGUGUUCUUUUUGAAGCAGCUCAGCGACGCCCGCAACAUCCGCAACCGCCUGCUAGAAUGCUUCGAGCGGGCCGCGAGCCCCUUCAUCUCCGAGGAGGAGGGGUCUCGGCUUUUGUCAUUCGUCGUUGUCGGCGGGGGUCCGACAUCCAUCGAGUACGCGGCCGAGCUGCAUGACUUUUUGAGGACGGAUGUGAAGAGAUGGUACCCAGACUUACAACACAAGGUGUCGGUUCAUCUGGUCGAGGCUAGCGACCGCAUCAUGGGCAGUUUCGACGAAAAGCUCAUCAGCUACACCACUCGGCUUCUUGAGAACCGCAAGGUGGAAGUUCUGCUCAACACAUCCGUGGCGUCGGUGGGGCCGACGGAGUGCACUCUUGAUGAUGGCCGCAAGUUACCGUUCGGGCUAAUGGUGUGGUCGACCGGCCUAGCCCCCACGGAGCUCGUCUCUUCGAUGGAAGGGGUCGAGAAAGAGAGGGGCAGGAUCAAGAUCGACGGGCGGUUGAGGGUUCCAGGGAUGGACGGCGUUUUUGCUUUGGGGGACGCCGCGGCCAACCCCGAGAAUCCGCUGGGGCCACUCGCGCAAGUUGCCGAUCAGCAGGGCAAGUACCUGGCGAAAUGCUUCUCCAAGAGCAGCGACGUUGGCCAUUCCGACAUGCCUCCGUUCUACUAUCGUCACCUGGGUUCGAUGGCGCAAGUCGGCGACUGGAAAGCCAUCGCAGACUUGAAAGGGGUACGCGGUGGCGGUGGCAGUGAGGCAGGAGGGCCUGUUCUGGAUGGGUUCCUGGCGUUCGUGACUUGGCGAAGCGCAUACUGGACGAAGACCGUGAGCGUUGCCAACAAGGUGUUGAUACCGAUGCACUGGUUCAAGGCAUGGGCUUUCGGGAGAGACAUCAGUCGCUUUUGAAACGGGAAGAAAGCAGAUUCACUUGGUGUCGAAUGGAAGGACUGACUCCCGCCUGUUCUCGAAGCUCGUUCGUUGCGCAAGAUAGAAUCAUGUACUUCGGAUCGGCGACGGCAAGAUGGUACCAAGUAGCAGCUGUUUGGCCCACAGCGCAGAUUUCGAUGGUGCGCCAAGAGGGGAAAGGACGCGAGGAGGCGCUUUUUCGGGGGCGGGAGGGGGCAACCUCGCCACAAUUCACUAAGUUGCGGAGCAUACCGAAAGAUGAACGUAGCGAGAGGCUGGCAGCGCCGGGUAUCUAGGAGAAAAGGCAGAUAGUUGUGACAUCCCAUGUUUAAUCCAAGAGUACGUCGUCGUGGUCGGUAUGUGCUCCCGCUUGCGCACACGUCGUAUGCAUUAUAUAACAUUUUGACGGCGUUGCACAUACCAAAAUUAUGACAAGUGGCAGGCAACGGUCAACACGUACAAAGAUAGUCUACUUUGAAGCUUGGAGAUGCGUUUGUCCGCGUCGACACAGAGAGACCUCCGU